Messenger RNA from Ricinus communis (castor bean), 2788 nucleotides. RefSeq names its product probable CoA ligase CCL12. Bases 407 to 2593 code for a protein of 728 amino acids. Lineage: Eukaryota; Viridiplantae; Streptophyta; Magnoliopsida; Malpighiales; Euphorbiaceae. The record is from RefSeq and is a predicted model, not a curated record. The transcript is spliced from 14 exons.
AUCAGGCAUAUCAUAUAAAAUCAGACCAAAAAAUGAAAAAAUAAAUAGUAAUUAUUACAUAUAAAAAAUGUGGUUUAUUUUUUCUGCGACAUACACGUGGCUCAGGCACUAAUUAUUUUUGUAAAAAAUAGGGGCCAUUCCUAGUGGACCGAGACCGUAAUCUCGACGAAUUUUUUAAAAGAAAAAAGAAAAAAGAAAAAAAUGGAAGAACACUUUGGCUAUGAAAGCAGUUAGACAGUAAUUGUCUAGGCUGUGGCAGUGGCAGCAAGCUCACGUGGCUCAGCUUACGUUCUAGUUUCCCACCUACCCUAUCUCCCUCUCCACCUAAAACAGUGAAGAAGAAGAAGAAGAAGAUGAAGAUAAAUAAACAAGAGAGAAAGUGAGAGAGGUGCAAUGAUCAACGAUAAUGGAGAAGAAGAAAAAUAGCAUUGGUGAAGUUGGAGUUGAUGAUAUAAUACAGGCAGGUGGUCUUUCAACACAAGAAGCCAAAGAGUUCCAUAAAAUUCUCAAUGGAACUUCAAAAGGGUUGUUAGACCCAAGAUUGGUUUGGCAAAAUGUGGUGGCUAAGAGGAUUUUAAAGCCAUGGCACUCUCAUGGACUGCACCAACUUGUUUACUACUCGGUUUAUGCUCGUUGGGAUUCCUCUGUUAAUGGACCUCCUCUUUAUUGGUUUCCUUCUCUACAUCAAUCAAAAUGUACAAACUUAGGACGUGUAAUGGAAACAUAUGGUCCCAAGUUCUUAGGAGCUCUGUACAAGGACCCUGUAACAAGUUUUAGACUCUUCCAGAAAUUUUCUGUUCAACAUCCAGAGGCUUAUUGGUCAAUUGUUCUAAAAGAGCUUUCAGUUAUAUUUCAUGAUGUUCCGAAAUGUAUUCUCAAUACCACCGACAAUUCAAAACAUGGGGGAACAUGGCUUCCAGGUGCAGUUCUGAAUAUUGCUGAAUGCUGUUUGCAGCCUGCAAGUCAUCCUAGAAAAACUGAUGACAAUGUGGCUAUUGUAUGGGGAGAUGAACAUGACAAUUCCAAUGUGAAUCACAUGACUCUAAAAGAACUUCGAGAACAAGUAAUGUUGGUGGCUAAUGCUCUGGAUGCAGUAUUUACAAAGGGUGACACUAUUGCCAUUGACAUGCCAAUGACAGUCAAUGCUGUUAUUAUAUACUUAGCCAUUGUCUUAGCAGGAUGUGUUGUAGUAUCAAUCGCUGACAGCUUUGCAGCCAAGGAAAUUGCUAGUCGUUUACGUAUCUCCAAUGCUAAAGCUAUAUUUACGCAGGAUUUUAUAGUCAGAGGUGGUCGAAAAUUUCCUUUGUACAGUCGUGUUGUAGAAGCUGCCCCACAUAAAGCCAUUGUGCUCUCUGUGAUUGGAAAUGAUGUAAGCAUUCCAUUAAGACAGCAGGAUUUGUCAUGGAAAGAUUUUCUGUCCAGUGUCAUUCAUCUACCAAGACGAAAUUACUUUUCUCCCGUUUAUCAACCUGUAGAUUCUAUGACUAAUAUAUUAUUUUCUUCCGGUACCACAGGAGAACCAAAAGCCAUUGUAUGGACACAACUUUCUCCCAUUCGAAGUGCUAGCGAUGCAUGGGCUCACCUUGAUGUUCAAGCUGGUGACGUUUAUUGCUGGCCCACAAAUUUAGGAUGGGUGAUGGGACCAAUUUUACUCUACUCAUGCUUUCUAACUGGUGCAACUCUUGCUCUCUUUCAUGGAUCUCCUCUAGGCCGUGAGUUUGGAAAAUUUAUUCAGAAUGCAGGAGUUACUAUUUUGGGUACAGUUCCAAGUCUAGUGAAAGCUUGGAAGAGUACCAACUGUAUGGAAGGCUUAGAUUGGACAAAGAUAAAAUCCUUUGGUUCCACUGGAGAAGCCUCCAACGUGGAUGAUGACCUUUGGCUUUCUUCAAGAACUUAUUACAAGCCCAUUAUUGAAUGUUGUGGAGGCACUGAGCUUGCAUCAUCCUAUAUUCAAGGAUGUCCACUGCAGCCACAAGCUUUUGGUGCAUUCAGCACUGCAUCAAUGACAACAGGCUUUGUUAUCCUUGAUGAAAAUGGAGUUCCUUAUCCAGAUGGUCAACCUUGCAGUGGUGAAGUGGGUUUGUUCCCUGUAUACCUAGGAGCAAGUGAGAGAUUGCUUAAUGCUGAUCAUUACGAAGUUUACUUCAAGGGGAUGCCAAUGUUCAAGGGAAUGUGCCUUAGGAGACAUGGAGACAUCCUCAAGAGAACUGUUAGAGGCUAUUUCAUUGUGCAGGGCAGAGCUGAUGACACCAUGAAUCUUGGUGGCAUUAAGACAAGUUCUGUUGAAAUUGAGCAUGUUUGUGAUAGGGCUGACAAAAGCAUAAUUGAGACUGCUGCAAUUAGUGUAGCGCCAGUAGACGGCGGCCCCGAACUCUUGGUAAUCUUUGUGGUUCUAAAGAAUGGAUCUAAUGGUGAACCAGACAAGUUGAAAAUGAAAUUCUCCAAAGCCCUGCAAACCAACCUCAAUCCUUUGUUUAAGGUGAGCUUCGUUAAGAUUGUUCCCGAGUUUCCUCGAACCGCAUCUAACAAGUUACUAAGGAGGGUUUUGAGGGAUCAAAUGAAGCAUGAGCUAUCCAUUCAGAGUAAAAUUUAGUGGGUGCAUCACCAAACUCUUUUGUACAUUCAGUUUAUAAAUGAAGUAUCCUCAGGAGAAACAGUGGCAUAUUGGUGAUCUGAAUAAGUCAGGUUCUUGUGAUUCUUAUGAUAAAAUAAUUCAUUAUCGGAAGAGGUGUAAUGCAUGCUUCUUAUAUUGAAAGCCAUCAAAUGUGACUAAGUUAUUUACUCAUUA